Messenger RNA from Bufo bufo (common toad), 916 nucleotides. It is a transcript of the gene DYNLT2B, whose product is annotated as dynein light chain Tctex-type 2B. Gene Ontology annotation, cellular component: cytoplasmic dynein complex; cytoplasm. Lineage: Eukaryota; Metazoa; Chordata; Amphibia; Anura; Bufonidae. The record is from RefSeq and is a predicted model, not a curated record. The transcript is spliced from 5 exons. The coding region runs from base 431 to 799 and encodes 122 amino acids. Gene Ontology annotation, molecular function: dynein intermediate chain binding. Gene Ontology annotation, biological process: microtubule-based movement.
UAAUAAAAUCAUGUGAAUGUCCAAACUGGUAAUCCACUAAAUAAUCCAGAUGGCCUGGUAACAGAGGGACAUUCACAAGGCGAGAAGGAGACAUUCUCGGUUCAGAGUCGGAGGAAAAGACGCGCCUUCCAGCAGGGAUCAGAGUCACGUUCACACACAUGCCGGCCCAGCUGCGUCACCAGGUCUAGAAAGCCCACUCCGCUGCAGAUCAAUGGUGUCCCGCUCAGAACAAGCCAGUUCUGCAGAGAAGCCACACAGCUCCAUCAUGCCGGAGACCAUCAGCUGGGACUACACCUCCGACCAGUUCUAAGCUGCAGGACACCGGAAGUGUUCCGUCCCCUGGAACCGGAAGCGACGAACUUAGCGAUGGUUACCAUGGUGAUGGGCACGCUGCUGGGAGCCUAGUAGCGUAUCAGGACCCGGGAUCGUCAUGGAGGAAAGCGGCGAUAAUUCCUACAGCAUCAGGCCCAACUUCCAACACAAGUUUAGAGCGGCAGCAGUAAAGGACUGUAUAAGAUCUGUGCUGAAAGAAGAACUGAAAAGCAAACAGUAUAUACCUGAAGAAAUUCCACCGCUGACGCGCUUCUUGUCUGAGACAAUAAAAGACAAACUGAAAGAAAUGGGUUUUGACAGAUAUAAAAUGGUGGUGCAAGUUGUGAUCGGCGAGCAAAGAGGAGAAGGAGUUAAGAUGGCUGCUAGAUGCUUCUGGGAUGCAGAUACGGAUAACUAUGCUGAAGAUAUCUUCAUGAAUGAAUAUCUGUUUUGUGUCGCUGCUGCAUUUGGAUGUUUCUACUACUAAGAAGACCUAAGAUCUACAUUUCAUAUUGACAGAUAUUCCAAGAUCCAGAUUGAUAUUCCAUUGUAAAUAUUUUUAUUAUAUUUGUGAAAAUACAUAAUUAAAUAUUUUCGACAUGUA